UCAUUUCUUCCUCAUCUGUUUCUUCGGUAAGGCAGCGCAGCUAUUGCUAAGAAGCAGUUCAUCAUCUAGCUAACAAUGGCAAAAUCGUUGCUUACAAGGCCCAACAUGGCCAUCUUCUGUGCCUCCCGGUUCUACUUUUCAAGCAAUAUCCUCCGAUUUUCAGUUCCAGUGACGACUAAACUCCUAGCAGUACGCACGCUCGCGUCGGAGAAGCUACUUCCCCCAAUCGGCGCGAUGGCGGCUCCUUCACUUCUUCGCCGUCGGACUUUCUGUACCCGAGCAACUGCCGACCAGAAUGGUUUCCGCCAAAUCGAUUCUCCUUUGAUGCAGUCCAUGGAGAACAAGAUCAAAGAACAACUAAAUGCAGAAUCAGUUACAGUCAAUGAUCUUUCUGGUGAUGGUCGGCAUGUCAGUAUUGAUGUUGUCUCUUCCGCAUUUGAGGGGCAAUCUGCUGUGAACAGACAGAGGAUGGUAUACAAAGCCAUAUGGGAAGAACUUCAGCAAACUGUGCAUGCUGUUGACCAGAUGACCACCAAAACACCCACAGAAGCAACAGGAAACAAAUGAUCAUGUUUAGGCACAGCUAUCUUAGUCCCUAAUUCAUUUUAUCAAGCAAUACUUGUUUGAAUGAACUAAUUUUUCAAGAAUUCCUCCAAUUUUAGUUACA
Molecule: messenger RNA, 667 nt
Organism: Ipomoea nil (Japanese morning glory)
Lineage: Eukaryota; Viridiplantae; Streptophyta; Magnoliopsida; Solanales; Convolvulaceae
Product: protein BOLA4, chloroplastic/mitochondrial
Exons: 3
Coding region: 76-567 (163 amino acids)
Source: RefSeq, a predicted model, not a curated record